Molecule: messenger RNA, 2589 nt
Organism: Zygosaccharomyces rouxii
Lineage: Eukaryota; Fungi; Ascomycota; Saccharomycetes; Saccharomycetales; Saccharomycetaceae
Gene: FAR1
Product: cyclin-dependent protein serine/threonine kinase inhibiting protein FAR1
Exons: 1
Coding region: 1-2589 (862 amino acids)
Source: RefSeq, a predicted model, not a curated record
AUGCUACCAAUGCAAAACACAGUUCGAACACCGAAGAAUAAGACUACUUUCGACAAGAAAGUCCACACACCUCCAAGUGUCGAGCAGGAUGCUAGAAAGUCUAAAUUGCUGAAAAAUCUCUCUGGCAAGGUCUUUAGAAGAGCCAGUCUUAAAUCUCAACAGAGUACGACUUUGGAUUCUAUUGAGCUCUUCAAUAACGUUGGUAACUCUAUGUCGAUGAAGAGAUCUACACCAAAGCCAUUAAACCUGAGUCAACCAUUGACGCCUCCACCAAGUGUGAAAGGACAGAAAAAGGAGCUACAACAACAACGGCAUCAAAAGGAUACUUUCCGAUUGUCUACUUCUAGUUCCUCUGGAUCAAUUAAAACGGCUAAGUUAGACUCACCAAUACAUCUUUUUUCACCACUUAGACCCAAAAGUUCCAAAUCAAAUGGGAUCAAGCCUAUAAAUUUGAGGAAUUCGUUGAGAUCUGCCUCCACUUCAAGCAGCAUCAGAAGUCAUCCUAUAAUAUGGACCGAGACAGUGGAAGAUCCAUAUCUAGAAGAAGAUUCUCCAACAUAUUUGUGCAGCAUCUCGAAAAAUAUCUCUAACGUUAGUUCCUCUGCUGGUCGGAGAAGGUUUGUCUCUGAGCAGUGUAGUAUGUGUGCUGAAGGUAUGAAUAGUAUUUUCCCCGGUGAAACUGUGGUACAGAUGACUUGUUCCCAUGCUAGUCAUUAUGAAUGUUAUUUGGCCAUGUAUGAAUCCCAUUAUAGAGAAGGUAAAUGGCCACAAUGUAGAACCUGUCAUAAAGUUUCUAAGCCAGUGGAUGAAGAUGUUAUUCAUAAAAUGACAUCGAGCCUCUUGACUCGUAGAGAGAGCACUUCUUCUAUUAUUGAACAACAUCUAAUGAAUGCAAGAUUAUCUGAUAGCGCAAGUAGUGCUGUGUUUGACUUUACUCCAAGGGACCAAUUAAUCACGUCUGCAGACAUUUCUUCAGAUGGGUUCAAAACCCCGCUACGGAUACCAAGAGUUACUACCAACUACGAGAAUGACGAUACGGAAUUGUCGUAUGAAAAUUUGUUUGGAAGUGGAAUUCCGACUUCAGAUAGUAACACUGCAAGCGUUGUAGUGGAGGAAAGUCGAAGGGUAAGUGAUAGUAAUAGUGAUUGUGAUGGUGAUGAUCAGCUGGAUCUAAAGAUCGAAAUCAACCCAUUACUAAAUAACCAUUAUUCGAUAACCGCUCAGCUUCCAAGGGAUAAACACGGCAAGAACUGUUGCAAGGCGAACCCUAAGCGUAACCAACACAUUUUACAGGAAAAGAACAUAUUAAUAUUACAAGUUGAAAGCUUUGUGAAAAGAGAAGUUGACCCUAAGGACGAAUUUGGAUCUUUAUCAAUAUUCGAUCAAAUCAGUUACUCAACAGAUGGUGAACGUUGGGAUGAGAAUACGCUGGUAUGUUUCUUCGAAAAAUGUUUGAUACUUUUCGAUCUUUUUGAAAUGAAGACAAUUGGCAAGAUUCCAAUCGAACAGGUUUGUCAUGUUAAUCGAUUAAGUGAAACCACAUUGAUUAUUGACUUGAAAAAUAGAACAUUACCAGAAAUUUAUUUUGCAUUUCCACCCCAUUUGAGGAAUCACAAAUCCGUAUUGGAAAAAUGGAAAUACUAUUUGAUGCAACCUGGAAGGGAACCAGAAUUAGAAUUCAUGUCGGAUACAGCCUGGGAGAUUUUCCCCGAAGAUAUGGCACCAGCACUAAUGGGAAUUGUCGGUGACAAUAAGCGGUUCGUCUGCAAUCAAUGCGCUAAACCAUGGGAAAACGGGACCCAAGAAGUGCCUUUGCAAUUGAUUGUAUGUUUGAGCCUUUGCCAGAGACGGGAAGAAGAUGGUGCACAGUACAGACAAAGAAUUAUUGGUGGUCUUCACAAAAUGUUAGAGUCAUUGAACGAUCGAGACCUUCUGGGAGUCGUCACCGUUGGUAGAAAUGGCAGUGGUGAAAUUGGCGAAUUUGGAUCGUUUGUCGGUACAGUCUCAAAAAAUUGGUCUGGCUGGAAGGAAUAUAUCGAUGAACUAGAAACCGUAGAUGGUCCAUGUUUCCAAACGCCUUUAAAGGAAUUUAACAGAGUAUGGGAGACUUGCUACCGGUUAGUAAGUACAUCCUCGUCUCUCUUGGAAGGUGAAGAUCAAAAUCAAUUCUCUAAACAAAUUGUCCUUAUGACUGAUGAUGCUAGAAUUCAAAGGCAAGGCGGUAAAAACAAAUUUGAAGAGAUUAUCAAAAAUCAUUAUGGCUUUGACGUGACUCGCAUACCACCAUCAACAUCAACACUUUCUCUGUGUGAAAAUAUCUCUUCAACCGUGACUAACUUGCACCAAAAGAGGUUUAAAGAUUUAGAAGUUACAUUACAGGGGAACGUAAUUUUCAAAUUUGGAAAUAUGGCACCAGGUGAAAAGAAGACCCUCUAUAGCGAGCAUCAGAAGAAUUCAAUGCGCCUUGCAGCUCGCGGUAAUAAUGCCAACUGCGUCCGCAUUCCCUAUCAUGCCCAAUGGUUCAAUUUGAGAACUUCAGCAGAAGAGAAAAUCCAUAGGUUCGCUUCAUAUAAUAGUCGUAGCUCAUAG